Penicillium taxi is the source of this 966-nucleotide messenger RNA. RefSeq lists its product as uncharacterized. The transcript has 2 exons. Bases 1 to 966 code for a protein of 321 amino acids. NCBI's taxonomy places the organism in Eukaryota, Fungi, Ascomycota, Eurotiomycetes, Eurotiales, Aspergillaceae. The record is from RefSeq and is a predicted model, not a curated record.
AUGGCGCAGUGUAUGCCCCCGCCUCGUCCCAAGUCAAGAACCCCGAAGAAGUCUGUCAUGUCUGCCACCCGUUCAGAAAGCAACAAUUCAGGUGUCUUCUCCAGUGCUGUUCAAAACGAGGUCAGAAACAAAUCAGAAUCUCGUUGCUGGGUCUGCAGGUCGUUGAACCCCGAGAUCGCCCAUGUCAUUGGAAAGCAGGAUCGACAGACUGGUCUCUGGACCGAGGUCGGGCUCAUCACGUUUGAACUCACAUCGAUCUUCAAUGGAAUCGCUCUGUGCCCCCUCUGCCACGACCAGUUUGACUGUGAUGGAGACCAAGGCCUAGUCAUCGUACCGACAGAUCUGGAGUUUUUGGUUGCUCAUGAACACAAGGACCAAGAAAGACGCACCACCACCGAGAUUGGCUCACCCCGCAAAGUACCUACCAACAUCGUCUACUCUGACCAGGGUGGGCAGUUCAAGCCCAUCUUCUUGAAGCAAUACCUCGGCCCACACUUCAACUACAAAAAUGCAAUCUACUCAAGGAUAUGGCAUGGCGCUCCAAUAGCAAUGCUAAGACGCUGCAUGAUGGCCCUGGGAAGCGCACGGGUAUCUGUCAUAAACAAGGAUAUCCGUCAACACCUGGUUGAACUCCAAACUCUUUACUUCGAAGAGCAUACCGUGAACACCAUUUCUAUAAAUAGGAUCAACAUUCAGGAAGCCGAUCUCGGGCCAUCCAAUGAGGGAAACCCUAAAGAGGGAGAGCAACAGCCCUCGGGCGGCGAAGCUAACAACAAGAAGCGACCUACAAGCCACGAGGGUUCCCCAUCAGAGAAGAGAAUUAAGAUCGGAAACGAGGACGGCCAAAUCAAUAUGAAUCCCUCAGAGAAUAUUGUUCUAAGCUGUAGCCAGGAGUACCAGGGCUGGGUCCUGGGACCGGGUUCGAGAGCUGUAGAUGCCAUUGAGAGAUGGAGUUAUAUGUUUUAA